CUAUCAUCGUUUCCCCGUCAAAGAUCAUCAUGGCAUGUCAAAUAAGAAUCAAAAUCCGACCUCUUCUAGUGCUCCAUUACUAGCCGACGAGAAUGUGCUAAUGAAUCGAUAUCAUGGCGUUUACAUGUUAGUUAUGUUUUCUCAUCCCAUAGUUGCUGCUACUCAAGGUAUGCUAAAUAUCCUUUCCCCUGCCAUUGUUUCAUAUAAUGAAUCAUUUGAAUUGAGUAGGGUUAGAAUUUGUGCGCAAUUUUUCUAAUGACAAUGAUUUUUCAUUGGGCAAAUAAGUAGGUGGUGUUUAUGAGUUCAUUGAAACUGCUUUGGGAUUGACAGUUGGGUCUGUAGGUGUUGAUGUGACUUAAAUCGGGCUAUCAGCCGCUAUGAUUGGAAUCUACGGAUGUCUCAUAUGCUAGUGCACUUGGUAGUUUGAUGUACGCUAUGGUCUGCAUUAGACCUGAUCUUGCACAUGCUAUUAGUGUUGUAAGCAGGUUCAUAAUACAAUUAGGGAAGCAACAUUAGUAGGCUAUGAAAAGGAUCUUUCGAUACCUUCAGGGUACAUCUGAUGUGGGGAUUAGCUUCGGAAGUGAUACAGAGUGCUUAGAGGCUGGUUCUUCAGAUUUGUACUAUGCUGGAGAUGAUGACACAAGAAGAUCGAUGACCGGUUAUGUAUUCACUCUCGGGAAUUCUGUUGUGAGCGAGAAGGCAACUUUGCAGUCGAGAAUGACAUUGUCUACUACUGAAGCAGAGUACAUGGCGUUGACAGAUGCUGCUAAGGAGGGAAUACGGUUGAAGGGGCUAGUUGGUGAUCUGGGUCUACAUCAUGGUUAGGCAGUGGUGUAUUGCGAUACUUUAAGUGUAAUAUGCUUGGCAAAUGAUCAAGUCCACCAUGACAGGACUAAGCACUUCGACGUGAGGUAGCUGAAUGUUUUGAGUGGGUGAAUCCUCCCUAAGGGGCAUUGAUGGCAGGAGGGAGAGAAGUAUCAGAUUACAUCAUAUUAUAGUGAAACAGGGUCUCUCCUCCACGUGGACUAGCUAACACACAUUGUGUUAGUGAACCACGUAAAUCGUGUGUGUGUGCUUUCAUUUCUUGCAUUGUCGAAUACUUCAAUUUUAUGAUCCAUAGAAAAAUAGUCGUGACAAGUGGUAUCAUAUGUAACACCCUACCUUGUACGUAUUACCUAAUCAUAUUGUCCAUGCAUUUGCAGCGGGAAUAAUCUCGGGUGUUACAU
Linum trigynum is the source of this 1226-nucleotide messenger RNA. The record is from the annotation of a GenBank genome assembly. NCBI's taxonomy places the organism in Eukaryota, Viridiplantae, Streptophyta, Magnoliopsida, Malpighiales, Linaceae.